Linepithema humile (Argentine ant) is the source of this 7989-nucleotide messenger RNA. RefSeq names its product Adenylyl cyclase 13E (gene Ac13E). The record is from RefSeq and is a predicted model, not a curated record. Lineage: Eukaryota; Metazoa; Arthropoda; Insecta; Hymenoptera; Formicidae. Gene Ontology annotation, cellular component: plasma membrane. Gene Ontology annotation, biological process: adenylate cyclase-activating G protein-coupled receptor signaling pathway; intracellular signal transduction; cyclic nucleotide biosynthetic process. Gene Ontology annotation, molecular function: adenylate cyclase activity.
UGCCUGGAGAAGAGUUUUAGUUUAGGCGCUGUCAUCGGCCGUCAUCUCCGUCGAUGGCAUUGACGGGUUUAAGAUGGCCGUGGGAUAUCGUAGUGGAGAAUAUUUUAAUAGUCUCGGCAAAAAAGCGUAAUUUUUUUACACCCACAACAAUUCACUCAGUCACGCCGUCCGUGUAUUCCGAGGUCAGCUUUACUGAGACCUGCCCGUAUCUCUGCGACGGUACCGUUGAAAAAGAGCUAUGAAAAAAUGGUGUUCUGUGACACUAGCUGAUUCUUGCGAGAUCCUUCGAUGUCAUUAAGGAGGAUGAUUUCACAAAUUUUUCGGCGUUUUCGCCCUUGACCGAAAUAAAACAACUGACGUUCUAUUCGAUCGUCAAUAUGACUCCUGAUUUGAAUCGGAAACGUGGCUCGUCUGUCAGCUUUACCAGAGCUAAGGAUGAUAGUGAAGAUGCUGAGGAUGAGAUUCACAUAUCUCUGGCACCAUAUGUACAGACAUACCUGGCACACAGUGGUCAGGGCUUAGGAUGCUGCGGUGUCAAUCUGCCUGUGCCGUUUGAACGUGCUGCCCCAAGAUCCUGGUGGAACCCUAGAUUCGACUCGGAAAUUCUCGAGGAGCAGUAUAGAAGAAGUGCCUUUCCUCAAAUUAGAUUAAGAUUUCGAUAUGCUCUCACAUAUAUCCUUCUGGUGUCCUUAUGUUGGCUGGUGUAUUUUGUGAUAAUUGGAAUAGAAAACAGUACAUCAACAUGGGCAGCGAUAGCGGGCGCCUUCGGUAUUGUCGGCGCCAUGGUGUCGGGCGUGCUUUAUUUGACGUAUACGGAUUACUACAAAUCCUACGUACAGCCGAUUUCCCUAGGAGUCGCGUUCAUGCUCUGUUUCUUGUCCUUACUCUUCCUCGCCGUGGUACCGCCUCACAUGGGCGGUCUGACUCAGGUCGGACACUUCGCCUUGUGCUCGGAGAUCUUAUUAGUUAUUUAUACGGUGCUACCGAUGCCGCUCUACGCCUGCGUGGGAAUAUCUACGCUCUACUCGUUCAUGUUUGAGUUCUUGACUGCCUAUCUGUACGGCUCGAGUGACGCACGACAGAGAUUCUACGCGAGCGAACGAGUCGCGCAAGAUAGUACCAUAGGAAUGAACAACGCGACGGCGGAGGGGGAGAGAUUGUCGGCACCCGUACCCUCGUCUUUAAAGGAUCCUUCAAUUGUUGCUGGUCUACAGAAUGUGAUACGUAAUAUUAGUGAUUUUACUAUAGCAGUUAGCAGUACGGAGGCGACGUCGACGCCGCACGAAGGCAGAAACAUAAUAAACAUGGGAUCAAGCUUCUCGGAGCACCGAAUGAUGGCUCAAAAAAUGCAAAGCGCUCUAAGCGACGCGAGUAUCUUAACGAGAUUAAACUCGAGCGUCUCAACCGUAUCGCCUAUAGAUAAUUAUAUUAGCGACAACAUGUUCGCCGAUGAUAUUAAUUUCUCCACGAAUCUCGCGAUAAGGAUCUUGAUGCAGAUUUGCAUCCACUUGAUAGGCUUGCACAUCCUGAUAAUGACCUUUGUGAGGAUGCGCGGCACAUUCAUGAAGGUCGGCCAGUCCCUACUGGUCCGCCGACAGCUGGAGGUGGAGAAGCAGUUGAAGGAGAAGAUGAUACACUCGGUGAUGCCGCCGACGGUCGCGGAUUGGCUCAUGGAAGAGAGCGAGCGCGAGAGGGAACGGGAGGACUCUCUGAAGAAGGGCUCGAUACCGUCCAACAAUACCGACAUCCGCUCGUUGUUUCGCCCCUUCAACAUGCACUCGAUGGAGGACGUCAGCAUCCUGUUCGCCGACAUCGUCGGAUUCACCAGGAUGAGCUCGAACAAAACCGCGGAGGAACUGGUCGGCAUACUCAACGAUCUCUUCGAACGCUUCGACGAUCUCUGCGAGCAUCACGGAUGCGAGAAGAUCUCCACGCUGGGGGACUGCUACUAUUGCGUGAGCGGGUGUCCCGAGCCGAGGUCCGAUCACGCCAAAUGCUGCAUAGAAAUGGGGCUAGCUAUGAUCGAAGCGAUAAAGCAGUUCGACAUCGAGAGACGAGAGGGCGUGAACAUGAGAGUGGGUGUGCACACGGGCACCGUACUCUGCGGACUCGUGGGCACCAAGAGAUUCAAGUUCGACGUGUGGUCGAACGACGUGACCCUGGCGAACAAACUGGAGAGCACGGGAAAGCCCGGCCGCGUUCAUCUAAGUGAGAAUACAUUGAGAUUUCUGGGAGAUCAAUAUAUCACAGAAGACGGAGAAAUAUUAAAUGGUGUGAAAACUUACUUCAUCAGAGCCCGCAAAUCCGACUUUGUGAAUCAAUUUAUCACGAACAUCACGUCGCCCAAGAGUAUCUCGCCGUUGUUGCAGUCGCGAAGUCGUCUGGCGUCGUGCAACCAGCAGGCUAAGCCGCGGCAUCAUUAUCUCCAUAUGAUUACCAAUGCGAGCAGCUACAGGAUGAAGGCUAACUCCUUGCCUAGUAUCUUGGAUUCUGAGAACGACGGGGACACCAUGGACGAGAAAGAGGACUCGAACAAGAGCCCGACGUCCACCGCUAGUUACGGCAAGAAGAAACUGCGGAAUAAACCGUGGAGGUAUCUGCAGAGGCAGCGAACGACCGAGGAAAUGACACCGCUCGAGAUAGAAGAAGGAAGGAACAUCGCUAUGGAACAAGCGAAACCCGAUUUUCAAACCUAUCAGGAAUGCAAUGGAUUUAGGCGGUUUGCACUCAUCGAUCCGCAGGUUCCUUUGAACAACGGUGUCGAAAUGGAUCCGAAUCCUGUACCUUCUAGUCCUUUAUUAUCUGGUCAAGAGCCGAUUAGUCACGCUUCUUCCAUUUGCAGUAGGAAAGAUUCUGGAAUCAAGAGCAACAGCAGACGGAGUAGUAUUCAACAGCAGUUGUUUCUGAUGAACGGCAUGGCCCAGGGUGAUCUGUUGGGACACAGAGUCAGCGGUUAUUACACUUCUAGCUCAACAUUGAACUCCACUCACGAGCCCUCAUCGUCGGUGCCUCCUUAUCCGUUUCCUCCGAUGGUAACCGACACGUUCGGCGCGUGCUUUCAUAAAUUACGGAAGCAAUCCGAUCUCCAACUGAUCAGGUGCGUCCAGGACAACGUGAGCUCGCAGCGCUCGUACUUCGUCAAGCCGCCUCUUUCGAGCGUCACUCUCUUCUUCAGGAACGAAGAGAUGGAGAAGGAGUACCGGGAGAAUGCGCACAAGGUCAGCGAGGGUAUCGGCGACAAUCCGCCCACUUUGGCGACCUCGAGAUUCAACACGUACUUCGACAUUCUGAUAUCCGCUCUUGUCUACACGGCCAUCACGAUCUCGCUUUUCCUGCUGUGCAAGCAGUCGGCUUACUACACGGCGUUCUCGGUGCUCGCCAUCACCGUCCAGGUGAUCGCGGUGUCGCUCUGCAUCCGUCAACUCCUCUAUCCGAACACCGCACACGCGACGUUCACGCAGAGGAUCUUCAAGUUCUUCUCACGCUGGUACCCGUGGCAUGCGUGCGGCGCGAUCCUGGUCGGCCUGCCGAUUAUCUCCAUCCUGCUCAACUUCACGUGCAACAGCUCGCGCCUCAGCAACUUCGAGUAUUACUACAGCUACCUGAUCUUCGUCGGGCUGGUGCACUUCUGCAACUUCACGCAGCUCAACUGCUGGAUGAAGAAUCUGCUCGUCACCCUCGCCGGCGGGCUGUUCGUAUGCCUCGUGGUGAGUCACAUAUCACCGUAUCAGCGGGGGAAUCUUAGCGAUAAUCGCACGCAGCCGAGCGAUCCGCCGAGCGCCACGAGAGAUCUCGCCGCCUCGUCGUUCGCGCAGCAGGAAGUGGCCUGGCGCGCCACGUACAACGAGAGAUUGUACAAUUCCGAGAUUUAUCUGGAUAUGAUGUUGCUGUUGUUUCUGGUCUGGUUUCUGAAUCGCGAGUUUGAGAUCAGUUACCGGCUGUGCUUCCACGGCAACGCGGUGGCGGCGCGCGACAAGACGCGCGUCCAAUCGAUGAAGAAUCAGGCGGACUGGCUGCUGCACAACAUCAUACCCAAGUACGUGGCCGACCAGCUGAAAACCACCGCGAAAUACUCGCAGAAUCACAAAUCCGUGGGCAUUAUUUUCGCCAGCAUCGUCAACUUCAACGAGCUGUACGACGAGUCGUAUCUGGGCGGCAAGGAGUAUCUGCGCGUGCUCAACGAGCUCAUCGGCGAUUUCGACGAAUUGCUGGAGAGGCCGGAGUUCGCGAACGUCGAGAAGAUCAAGACGAUCGGCAGCACCUUCAUGGCCGCGAGCGGCCUGAAUCCGCAGGUGCGGCAGCAGAGCGAGCACGAGUACACGCAUCUGUUCCAGCUGCUGGACUUCGCCGUGGCGAUGCACAAGGUGAUAUACGACUUCAACCGGGACCUGUUGGGCUUCAAGCUGAUCCUGCGAAUCGGCUUCAACUACGGCGACGUGACGGCGGGCGUGAUCGGCGCCACCAAGCUGUAUUACGACAUCUGGGGCGACGCGGUGAACAUAGCGUCGAGGAUGGACUCCACUGGGGUCGCCGGAAGGAUUCAGAUUGCCAGUAAUUGUCUGGACGUCCUGUCGGAACGAUACGAGUUCGAACCGCGCGGACAGGUUUACGUGAAGGGAAAGGAUAACAUGGAUGUGUUCCUAUUGAUAGGCAAGAAGCAGGUCGCCGGCGGAAUCGACGCUUGAAACGUCGAUUGCGCCGGUAUUCUCGGCAACGAACGCAUUUGACACUAUUUGUAACCUGCAUCGAUCGAUAGAGCCUGUCUAUCCUUAAUAUUUGGAUGUUUCGCGCUUUUAACUCGCGGACGAUGUAGAUAUUUAUUGCAAUUUGAAUUUUGAGGUAACACGUGAUUAAAUAUCAGUAAUCUACCCUUUUACCUUUCACUUUCAGAUAUUUCAUUAAACAUUUAUAUAUUGUUGAAAGAUAGAUGCAUUCUUCUUUAACAAUGCUAUAUAUUUAACGAAAUAAUUAAAAAUUAAAGAAUUGCGAAUAGAUUUAUGAUAAAUAUUUUAUAAUUUAAUAACUCAAAUUUUUUAAUAGAUGCGAAACUGUGUAAAAGAAACUAUCCAAAUGUGGACAGACUCGAUACUGGCAAUCGAUUCAGGCCGAAAUAUCAGAUAGAGAGAUGUCUGUGAAUAGAGAGAGAGAGAGAAAGAAAGAGAGAGUGUGUGAGUGUGUGUGUGUGUGUGUGUGCGCUAUAUUUUUGCAAACAGUAGCAGUCGCGCUACUGAGAGAAAUGUACUCGCCUUAUUCGUUGACUGCUCAAACUAACGAAAGAUAUUUAUUAACGAGAGAUGUUAUUAUUGUAUUUUUGUAAAUAUUGAACGAUGUGUACAACGCGAGAAAAUAUAUAUCACGGAGGACUAUCCGAGAUCUGCCUUUGUCUUGAGUACAAAACUAAGUCGGGGACGGAGGAGUCUUUUUUAAGAGCGUUUUACGUUAACGAGCAUCGAAAUGGAAAUUAUUUGUGUAUAUGUAUUUGUGUAAUAUAUAAAUAUAUAUAUAUAUUUCGUAUUAUAUCCUGAUUCGCAGAUUACGGGACACUGUAUAUAUGUGUAUGUAUACGUCGUGAAUGAAUUUUGCGAAUAUGUAUGUGUAUAUAUAUAUAUAUAUAUGUAUAAUUAAACGUCGAGUCUCGAAAGAACGAUUAUUUCUCACAGCACAAGCGAUAGUGAUAAACACUCGUGCUGCAACUCUGACAAAUUAAUGUGGCAUUCUAUUAUCGAUAUUCUAAGAGCAACAGCGAAGUGUAUCGCGAUAAAAAGUCAACGAAGCUCGAUUUACCCCGUUAAAUAAAACUUACAAAGUGAUAGAAAAGAAAGAGAGAGAGAGAGAGAGAGAGAAAGAGAAAGAGAGAGAGAGUAAAUUUUUACAAUUUUGUCUUCCUCUUUGAUAUUGUAACGCAUGCAUAAGUGGAAGCAAGGCAAAACGUUACAAGCUUAAUCUGAUGUGUGAAACGAAGAUGAAAUUUUCGUCUCGGAGCGAUCGCAAAUGAUGAAACAUGAUUUUACCAAAGACCGAUUUCAAGUAACGAUUCAGGUAGCGAACGCGUGCGUUUCGUGCGCGCGGAUCACGCUUAGAAUUUGCCGUAGAUGCGACACUCGCCGCAAGAAAUUAUGCCGUAACACAUUCCACAAACGUAGCUUCGCAAAAUCCGCAAAUCGAAUGAACGAUCCGCAACGAAAAUAUACCCGCUACGUCGGAUUCCAAAGAGUAUCUUACUGCAUUUUCUUUUUAAUCGAUAUAAGCGAUACCGCGUUCGAUGGAACUUUCUUUUUUUUUUUUCAUGCUGUAGGAAUAGUAUUUCUAUAUAUGUAUGUUGUGUAUGUGUGUAUAUCUGUAUACUCGCGCAUUCUGAAAAUCUGAGAAGUCUCAGCUUUCGAGGAUUCAUUCGAGAGACUGCGCUAACACAGGAACUUGAGACACGAUGUUCGUAUGCGCGAUACACGAUGCGAGUAUCGACGUAUCGGUCAGAUUGACAUUGGAUGUCCGGAAGUAACGCGUUUAUAUCGACACAAGUAUUCUAAUCGUGGUUGUAAUUUUAAGUAGCGUCUAACUAAACGAGAUAUUGUUCCGUGUGAACGCAACAGUGUCACGUGUACGGCAUGCAUGUAAAUAUACGCUGUUAUGUAUUUAUGAUUUCUAUGUUGAAGCAUCCCUUCCGGGGGUGCUUGAGGGCGCUCGAUGGGUGCUGUACAGAAAUUACUUCGUAAUGUAUCGCUUCGAUUCGCCGUGAAACUUAAUGUCAAUCGUCUCCUCGAAGAUCGCAGUCAAUUAUUAGUUUUCCUCUUUUGCGUCGAGAGCGUACGAUAAGCCCACGGUGGUCUUUUCGCGUGCAUUACGUUUCGUCAAUUUGUGGUAGGGGCAGAACACGUUAACGAGAUGUCGAAUAAAAUGUAAAUUGUAUAUUUACGGAACGUACACAAAUCUUACGGAAAAGACAGAGAGACGCCAGGCUCUAUAUAUUGACGUACAUGUCAUUAUUGUCAAUGCAAUUUCUUUAUUACAAUAUUAUAUAUAUAUACAAGAUCAUAACUGAUUUCACUUCGAGCUGACGUACAAAAAACGCCAGCCAGGUCUUGUGAUUCUCCGCCGCCCUCUCGCCUGGCAUCGAUAACUGUCAGAUUCAUAAACGUCAUAAAUGUCGCAAUCCUUUCUUUGUUACACACACAUACACAUAUAUCUACGCGUGUGUAUGUGUGCGCGCGUGUGUGUGUAUGUAUGAACGUUAAUCAUGAAGCCAUCCGAGUAGUACUCGAUACUUUCGGCAUGUUUAACUGAGAAUUGUGUAAGUGUGCAAUGUGAUGUUGUUGAAUAGAUCAAAUUAUCGAUAAUAAAGAAUGAAUUGUGUCACUGUGAAAACAACGUCAUUUUGAAUUCAAUGAUGUACAUAAUUUUGCCAGUCAACGAUGACUGAAACUGGAGCAAGCGGGUACUUUUUGUAAUACCUGAAUGAUUCUGAAUUGAUUAUCCUAUUAAUUAAUCAUCCUGAAUUGAUUUCUCGUGCCAUAUAUAUCGUGUCGACUUUCACGUCGACGAUGCUAGACGUGCAUUGUUUUCGCGCGAUGGCGUACACGAGUCUUCGCCGACGCGACACCGAGAAAGGGGGAGAGAGAAAUUUCAAACACUUUACGACACGCUACGUAAAACUGGCAAUGCGUGCUUAUACCGAGAAUUCCCGUUGUACAGUUUGGAGCAUCGAAAGCUACUUUCCAAAAGCAUUGGAAUGAAUCCACCCGAGUGGACAGCUUUUAACGCUCCUUAACUCUGUACAAGCUUGUCUCGUUUCGCGAAACGGCGCGACAGAAGGGAAACGCUUGUUGCACCUUCGUCGCCGAUGUUCCACUGAUACAAAAUUAAAUGCUUUUAUACGAAGCCGUCUCGUAUUGCGACGGAAUCCUGUCUUUGUUCAAUUUGUAAAUUGAUGACCACUUUUCUCACAUGAUCUACGAAUCGCACACUAAAGAAUAAAAAAAAAAAAAAAAAAAA